CGUUUUACUUUAGUGUUUUUUUUAUUAUUUUUGUUUUCUAAUUAAGUGGACAAUUUUUAAUUGCUAUGGAGGAGCACGGAGAGAGUAAGGAGCGGGUGCAGAGGGCGCCCUUCGAGACCGCGCUGCAUCAUGCCGGCUACGGGUGUUUCCAAUGGCUGCUCCUCAUGUCCUGCGGGGCCAUAUACGCGGUGUGCGCGCUCAGUACCACCACCCUCAGCUUCGUGCUGCCAGCUGCGGAGUACGACUUCCACCUGUCCUCCAGUGACAAGGGCAGGCUAACUGCCACGCCGCUUAUUGGUAUGUGUGUAGGAUCCUACUUCUGGGGCAACCUGGCAGACGCGAGAGGUCGCAAGAAGGCCAUCAUUGGAGCCCUGCUGCUGGACGCGCUGGCUGCCUUCCUCUCCAGCGUGGUGCAGUCAUUCCCAGCCUUCUUGGCUUGCAGGUUUUUCUCUGGCUUCGGCAUCAUUGGGGCCACGGGGCUCGUGUUUCCUUACUUCGGGGACUUCCUCUCCCUCAGGCAUCGGGAUGUCAUGCUGUGCAGGCUCGAAGUGUUCUGGACAUUCGGCACCAUAUUGUUGCCAGGUAUCGCAUUCCUCAUCAUCCCGGACCCCAGGUUCAACCUGACGGCUUUAGGAGCAGAUUUCCAGUACACCUCGUGGAGAGUGUUCGUGGCAGCUUGUGGUAUUCCCAGUCUGCUGGUGGUGCUGCUCCUCAUCCCCUUCCCUGAGAGUCCCAGAUACCUGCUAUACGCCAACAGAGCUGAGCAGGCCCUGCAAGUGCUGCAGAGGAUAUUCGUUGUCAACACCAAGCUCAGUGAGAAGGAUUUCCCUGUAGAGUCAAUGAUAAGUGCCUAUGAAGGCGAAGAGGAGGAAGUGGUAUCAGCAGACAAUAAUGGGAAUGAGACCAAAGCCCCGCUAACGUGGGCACAGAGGUGGGACGCCUUCUGGGUGAGGAAGAAGAUGCUGGUGACGCCACCCUACAUUGGCCUGCUCAUCCUCUGCUGCUUCGUCGAUUUUGGACUUAUGUUCAGCUACUAUACAUUGAUGAUGUGGUUCCCGGACCUGUUCGAGAGGUUCAGCCAGUUUUCAUCGCUGUACCCUGACGUAUCUGCUGGAGUCUGUGAGGUCUCUCUAGCUCUUGCCAAUGAUACUGCUGAGUUGACUGUGAUAAUGAUGUUGAUCAGUUCCGGGCUAGCAGCUCUGGGUCUGAACCUGGUGAGAUCCUCACUGGAGAACCUGAUCCUCUCGUGUGUGUUCGAAGCCAUCGUCAGCUGCACAGAAGCUGUGCUGUUCUGUGUCAUCUGUGAGAUAUUUCCUACUAAAGUUGCUGCCACAGCCAUGGCGGUAACGGUGAUGUGUGGGCGGAUAGGUGCCAUAGUGGGCAACGUUAUCUUCGGCGCCCUAGUGGACGAGUACUGCAUAGUGCCUAUAUACAUGUUCGGAACGUUGCUUAUAAGGUCAGUUCUGACAUCCAUACCAUGGGGCUACAUAUCCAGUGUCCACGGCAGACACAAGGCUCUCCUGAUAGCUCUCUGGGGGAGUUUUGUAUUCUCCUUCAUCAGCUCCUUCUCUGUACACUGGAUCAUGCUGGCUGUGCUCAAGGUCUUCAGUGCUAGCUUAUAUUUUGUUAUUUUGUUCCGUACAGUGCCAGCCUACUUGAUACUCCAGUUUAACUUCUCAUACGACCUGAAUAUCCUCGUCUUCACACCCUGGAGGCUGUUGACCAUCACGCUUGCUGUGCCACUCGGCAUCAGCGCAUUCUUCCUACAUUUUUACUACGAGAGCCCCAAGUUCCUGGUGAAUGUCGGUCGUGAAGAACUGGCUCUGGAGUAUCUUGCCAAGGUGUGGGCGAGAAAUGGUCGAAAGGGUGAUUAUCCUAGUAUACCGCUGUUCAGGAAACCACUGCUCUGGAGGACAUUGCAACUCUUCUACUUGACAACCAUCGUUUAUAGCGUUAACAACAGCUUGGUAAUUUGGAUGCCGUACAUCAUCGGAGCCUUCACGGAUGGCAGUAGCUCAUACAACGGAGACGGAUCCAGAAGUUUGUGCAGCAUUCUUAAGUCUACAUCCUCUGAAUAUAAUGAUACCUCAAUAUGCGACACAUCAAUCAAGUCUCACACCCUGAUAUCAGCCAUCACCCACGGUGUACUCUUCGCAACCAUCACCCUGAUGAUAUCCAAGCUGGCUUCCAGAAAGAAGUUGCUGAUGAUCCUGUUCCUCUUCAUACCAGCUCUGUCAAGUCUUGGAGCGGUUUACAAUCAGAACAACAUGGCUAGCCUGGUGCUGUUCCUAGGAAUGACCUUCACGAAUCUUUGCAUGGGUGUACUGUUUUGCUACUAUGUGGAGGUGUACCCUACUUUUAAUAGUGGUAUGGCAGCAUGUUUGGGCGUGAUGGUGGCUCGUAUGAGCGGCCUGGCAGGAGUCUACUUCUUGGGUACCUUCGUGAUGACACACUGUACUAUGACUCUCUACACUUUCGCUGCUUAUCUGAUGAGUGGAGUCCUAGUAGCGACAUUAUUACCGCCAGAUAUUGUAACCAAACAAGUUUGA
Molecule: messenger RNA, 2549 nt
Organism: Spodoptera littoralis (African cotton leafworm)
Lineage: Eukaryota; Metazoa; Arthropoda; Insecta; Lepidoptera; Noctuidae
Source: the annotation of a GenBank genome assembly